UGUAUGGUGAUGUGCAAGGUGUUAGUGCAAGAAGUGUCAAUAGAGAAUGUGUCCAUGGAUACGGAAACUGGAAAUACUGAUGGAUAGAUAAGGAAAUAGUUUCGUUUGUUCACCGAUACACAUAUUCUGUCAACAUGUGCUCGGAUAAAGUGAAAGUAGCCGUUCGGUUGCGGCCGAUGAAUCGCCGAGAGAUUGAGAUGGGGACGAAGGUAAUCGUUGAUAUGCGAGACAACCAGACAAUCCUGCAGCCAUUAAAAGACGGACAUGAAGGAGCUCGCAAGACUACCAAGACAUUUGCCUUUGAUCACUGUUUCUGGUCUGUACGAGAUAAUGACUCACGCUUUGCAACUCAAGAGACAGUAUUUGAAUGUUUGGGGAAAGACAUCUUGGAGAGAGCGUAUGAAGGCUACAAUGGGUGUAUAUUUGCGUAUGGACAGACAGGUUCUGGCAAGUCGUUCACAAUGAUGGGUACAAACGAACACAAGGGAAUCAUACCUCGACUAUGUGACGCUCUGUUUGACCACAUCGCAGACAGACGGUCAAACUCCUCCUUCAAAGUGGAAGUCUCCUACAUGGAGAUAUACAACGAAAAAGUCCAUGAUCUUCUCGAUCUUAAAGGAAACAAGCAGAAUUUGAAAGUGCGAGAACACAACAUCUUGGGACCGUACGUGGAUGGGUUAUCUACCCUUGUAGUCAGUUCUUUUGAGGACAUAGAGACGUUGAUGAGUGAGGGGAACAAAUCGCGAACUGUUGCCGCGACCAACAUGAACAGUGAAAGUAGUCGAUCUCACGCCGUCUUCAACAUCAUCCUCACACAGACGCUCGUCGACGACGCAUCGGGGAUCUGUGGCGAGAAGGUCAGUAAGUUGAGUUUGGUCGACUUGGCCGGCAGUGAGCGUGCUCAGAAAACAGGGGCUGUUGGCGAGCGACUCAAAGAGGGAAGCAACAUUAACAAGUCGCUGACAACUCUAGGUCUUGUCAUAUCGGCACUCGCAGACCGAUCUGGCAGCAAGAAUAAAGGGAAGUUUGUGCCAUACCGCGACUCCGUGUUGACAUGGUUACUCAAGGACAAUCUUGGCGGUAACAGUAAAACUGUGAUGGUUGCCACGAUAAGUCCCGCCGCAGACAACUACGAAGAGACGUUGUCCACACUGCGUUAUGCGGACCGCGCCAAACGCAUCGUGAACCACGCCGUCGUCAAUGAGGAUCCCAAUGCCCGCAUCAUCCGAGAACUGAGGGAGGAGGUGGAGGCGCUCAGAUCUCAACUUAGUGCCGCUCAGAGUAUGACAGCUCCUGAUUUGAAAGACAGAUUGGAAGAGUCAGAGAAACUGGUCAAAGAGAUGUCGAAAACGUGGGAGGAGAAACUACUGGAAACCGAGAAGAUUCAUCAGGACCGUCACCAGGCGCUGGAACAGAUGGGUAUAUCGGUGCAGACAUCGGGAAUCAAAGUCGAGAACAGUCUGGCAUAUCUCGUCAACCUGAACGCUGACCCCUCCCUUAACGAACUUCUCGUCUACUAUCUCAAGGACCACACACUGGUUGGACGCCCGGAUGCCCCGACCCAGCAGGACAUCCAGCUGAGCGGUCUUGGCAUCAUGCCAGAACACUGCGUCAUGGAACUGGACGGGAGUGAGGUGCUCCUCACACCACUCGAAGGGUCAAGAACGUGCGUGAACGGCUCUCUGAUCCACGAGAAGACACGAGUUAAACACGGUGACCGGAUCCUGUGGGGGAACAACCAUUUCUUCCGACUCAACUGUCCCAAACCAACUAACAGUCCUCAGAGUGCUGAGCCGGAGACUCCGAUAGACUAUGACUUCGCCCAACAGGAGCUGAUGAUGCAGGAACUCGGUAAUGACCCAAUUCAGGAGGCGAUCGGUGCCAUCGAGAAACAGCACGAGGAAGACAAACAAGAGGCGUUAGACCGCCAGCGACAGAUGUACGAGAAGCAGAUGCAGAUGUUGCGCAACCAGCUGAUGUCCCCGGGGACGCCGUCCUUCCCCAUGCAGCUGUUUGACACAACCCGACUGACCCCGACAGGAAACACGUCCAGCAUACAGAAGAAGUAUCAGCAAUGGGCACUCGACAGAGAGAAGAUUUUCAAGCAGAGUCUGGUAAAACUGCGAGAGGAAGUGGUGAAAGCGAACACGCUCGUACGUGAGGCCAACUUCCUGUCCGAGGAGAUGGGAAAACAGACGAAAUUCCACGUCACUCUGCAGAUACCAGCCGCCAACCUCAGUCCUAACAGACGGCGAGGUGCGUUUGUCAGUGAGCCGGCGAUACAGGUGAAACGACGAGGUCGUAACAUACAGAUCUGGUCGAUGGAGAAGCUGGAGAACAAGAUCAUCGACAUGCGGGAGAUGUACGAGGAGCGGAAGGCGCUGGGACUGCCGAUGAUGGUAUCGUCAUGUUGUGAUGAUGUUGACGGUGACACAGACGCGGACCAGAGUCCGGUCGAGAAGGGCGAUCCAUUCUACGAGAGUCAAGAGAACCACAAUCUGAUUGGUGUUGCCAACAUCUUCCUCGAGUGUUUGUUCUACAACGUAAAACUCGACUACCACGUUCCAAUCAUAUCUCAACAAGGAGAGGUGGCCGGUAAACUCCAUGUAGAGGUCUCGAAGAUCGGUGGUGCAGUACUCGACAGAUACGUCGACAUGACAUCAGAGAAUUACAGCGAGGAAAGCGUGCCGAUGGGGGCGCCACUGCUAGUCAGGGUGUGUAUCCGCGAGGCGAGAGGACUUCCACCAUCUCUGUGUAACUUCGUGUUCUGUCAGUAUUCAUUCUGGGGUCAUCCCGAGACAAUCGUCGUCCCACCGGAGGUCAACCCUGACGUCAUGCCGAGUGACAGCGACACAGUGACGUUCAUGUUCAACCAUUUGAUGGAUUUCAAGGUGGCCAUUACGGAGGAGUUCAUGGAGCACUGUUACGAGGGAGCGCUGUCCAUCGAAGUCUGGGGUCACAAGAGUCACGGCUUCGGUAUCCCCGGCACGGUCGUAGACGUCACCAACAUGAAGGCCAGGUCACUAGCCGACAGGUGGAGUGAAGUGAUGAGGAAAAUUGAACUGUGGGUUGAGAUCCACGAGCUGAACGACCAAGGGGAGUACAUGCCGGUCGAGGUGAUGCCCAAACCUGAUGUUCCAUGUGCUGGGGUGUUUCAGCUCAGACAGGGUCAUUCGCGUAGGAUUCUAGUGCGUGUUAAGCCGGUGUCGAACUCCGGCACGCUGCCCCUCAUCUGUGAGUCAAUCGUGUCUCUGUCUAUCGGGUGCAUCACGGCGCGGUCCAAGCUACAGAAGGGUCUGGACAGCUACCAGGAGGAAGACCUGAGCUACCUGCGAGAACGCUGGUCGGAGGCACUAAUCAAACGCAAGGAGUACCUCGACGAGCAGAUACAAAAACUCAUCAACAAACAAGACAAGUCAGAAGCGGACUGUGAACGUGAACGGGCACUGAUAGAGCAGUGGGUAUUUCUUACAGAGGAACGUAACGCGGUACUGGUCCCUACUCCAGGCAGUAGUAUCCCAGGAUCACCCGCUGACUGGGACCCACCAUCUGACAUGGAGGAACAUUCUCCUGUUAUAUUCCUGGAUUUGAAUGCGGACAUCAUGAGCGCGUCUAACGUGAAGGAAGGUCUGCAGGCUCCGGGCAUCAACUCCAUCCUGCCCAAGGAGCACCGGUCUCAGUUCGUCAACCUGCCCAUCAUCAAGAGUUUCACAGAGAAAGAGAACGUGUGUGCCGUGGUGUCGUGGGACUCGUCUCUCCACGACUCGGCGAGCCUGAACCGCGUGACGCCGACAUAUGAGCGCGUCUAUCUGAUUGUGAAGGCCGUCGUGCGACUGAGUCACCCCGCAUCAAUGGAGCUCGUCCUGAGGAAGAGGAUCUCCAUCAACAUCUACAAGAAACAGAGUCUCACCUCGCUCACCAACAUGCUGAAAAACAGAAUCAUUGGAGGGGAUUAUCUGUAUUCUAGUGGUAUCAUCUACGAAGUUGUUUCAAACAUCCCAAAGAGUUCGGAGGAUCUCGAAGACAUGGAAACUCUGGCACAGAUGGCCGCAUCACAGAACGAAGCGAAAGCAGUGGAUGGAGAAACGUACAUUGAGAAAUACAUCAAGGGCAUAUCGGCCGUCGAGAGCAUCCUCAUACUGGACAAACUGAGACAGGAGGUGGCUGUCAAAGAACUGCUUGCCACAUCGGGACGAUCUCUGAAGAAGACAACAAGUGUACCCAACAUUAACCAGAUUGUAACCUCACCACUUGGCUUGGAAGACCAGAUCCGAGCAGACAGCAUUCAAGAUCUCUCUCUGCCCGAAGGUUUCUCGCGAUCACCUUCGUUCCCGGGUGAGUUCCGGCAACGUGCAUUUUCCGAGGUCACUGAAGGCAUAGCAACGUUAGCCAAGGAGGUGUCCCGUCGUAAAAAACACUCGGUCGGGCUAGCCCGCCCGAACUUCCUGAGUCUGCGAUCUAGUACUUACUCUGCUAAGCGUACGUUAAAAAUAUUCUCUCGUUUCAUCCGUCGUCGACAUGCAUCCCCCAAGUCGGCCUUGAGCCCACACGCCUCAAAGAUCAUGAAACCGAUGAGGACCCUUCAGGAAGAACAACACCACCGCGAAGUGAAACCCCUGUUACACCAAGAUACCGAGGAGGAUUUGGACGAAGAGGACGAACAUGAGUCAAAAAACCAAGGUGACGACCUUCCGAUGGAUGACGACUUCCAGGACUUUGAGUCGUACCAGAGUCAGCAGAUGUCUCGGUCACACAAAGACGGGACGCUGACCCUCAACCACAUGACGCACUCCUCGACCAAUGACAGCAUCGCCGAGGGCCACGGCAAGAGCGGCACACCCAGCAUGACGUCAAGCGGCUAUGGAUCACAGGCCGUGUCGACCUUGACCCUGUCCUCUGAGGACUCGCUGAGUGUCAAGAGCAUCGAGGAGAACGACGGCAAGACACGAACGGCGCAGAAGUCCGGCAGUGUGGAGAACAGCAGUGAGAGCGAUACUGAGGAUGGGAAGGUCGAGAAAGGGUCGAAGGGAGGUAACUCUUCGGUGGAUUCAGUGGAUGAUUUGACGAACAAUAAGGACGAGUAUUUCGAUAGUAGUGCGGAGACAUUGGUGGCAUCUCGUACGAGGUCAGAUUCCUUACUGGACGAGAGUGUUCCCGAUAUUUCCGAUCUUCCCAUGCAGCCCAUCCCAUCGCCCCCCUUAAGUAACUCGGGGGAGUUUACCUUCAACAAGCACGAGGCUGUUACAGAUAGAGACUCAAAAAUGGAAGAAAAAAAUAUUACAGAUGUCACAAAUAAUGACUCAAAAACAGAAGUGAAGGACAUUACAGAUGUUACAAACAAUGACUCAAAAGCUGAAUCUGUGCACAUGGAAACGUCCGAGUUGUUGGAGCACAUUGAGUUGAAGAUCGUCGAGGAAGGUGAUGAGCAGACGGACAAGGCUGAGGAUUCGUCUUCGUCGGAGAAUUCCGAAGUCACGAAAAUGUCUGGUGCAAUAGCGAAACACGAGUCGGAUAGUGACCUCUACAGCGAGGCGGCGAUGGAGGAACUCGAGAAGCUUGGUGCUGCUGAAUCGGGCGACCUCCCCGAGAAGGAGCAAGAGGACAGUGAAGUUUCACACAACUGUAAUCGGAGUAAUGGCCCGACAGCCAUGGAAACGGUCGUGGAAAAGGACGUGAAUUGUGAUUCUAAGAAAUGUGACAGUGUAAGCGUUGUGUCUGAGUCGGCGACUCACUCGGUAGACAAAUUGUCGAGUAAGUCGAACCACAGAACGCCGGACACGAAGGCGGCGAUGCGGCGGAAAGGCUCAGGCUCGAGACCGAGACCCAUGUCGAUGAUCUGCUCCCCACGUGCAGAGUCCGCCAUGAGGGCCAUGCAGGAGGAACUGGCCAGACGGAGUAGUCUCCACCUGUCUGAAGACGAGCUCUCUAAUUCAGGUUACGAUGACACUCUGAGUGAAUGUUCGUUCGGGAGUCGCGCUGACCUCGAUCGACUCCAGGAUGGCCCAGUGCCCGGCUGGGUGCAGGACGGGGAGGGCGUCGUCGUGACGUCGUCGCGGGGAGGUCCCAACAAAACCGGCAUAGUGCGCUUUGUCGGCCAGGUGGAAUUCGCAGCGGGGCCGUGGAUCGGGGUCGACCUAGACCUGGCGGAUGGUAAGAAUGACGGUUCAGUGAAUGGAAUACGAUAUUUUCGAUGUCUGCCUCGUCACGGGGUUUUCGUUCGCGCCGAAAAACUCAUGUGGGACAAGAAGAGAAAAGGGUCGAGAAAAAACCCAUCAGCCAAUCGCAAGAGCUCAAGCAAUCUGGCUUCAUCAUCUUCAAACCUGUCAUUCUCCUCAUCCAAUCUGUCGCAGAGUCGCGACUACAUGCGGCCAACCAGCGCAAGCAGUGCCAAGAAAAACUGAAAUAUAGGAUCUUCAGUCGCGUCACUGUGUUGUAAACCAUCAUAAAAUAAUGUUACAUGUUAUACUUUUAUGGUCGGAAACAAACUGAAAUAAUAUGGUCAUCAGUUUCUUCACUCUAAUACCAUUCUUACACUGGAAAGAAAAAACUGAAAUAUGAUCAUUUAGUGUAAAAACUGGAAAGAAAAGUUGAAAUAUUAUCAUUUAGUGUAAAAACUGGAAAGAAAAACUGUAAUAUGAUCAUUUAGUGUAAAACUGGAAAGAAAAACUGUAUUGUGAUCAUUUAGUGUCAAACUGGAAAGAAAAGCUGAAAUAUGAUCAUUUAGUGUAAAACUGGAAAGAAAAACUGUACUCUCUUUAUGGUCAUUUAGAGUAAACAUGGAAAAAAAAUGUAAUACGCUUAUCAGUUUCUUCACUCUAUUUCCAUCAUUACUUGUAUUCUUUAUGGCUGUUUAGAGUAAAUACUGGAAAGAAAAACUGAAAUAUGAUCAUUUAGAGUAAACACUGGGAAAAACAACUGGAAUUUGACCAUCAGUCUCUUCACACUAUUGUAAUUAAAACAUCAUUACAUAAUUAUAUUCUUUAUGGCCGUUUAGAGUAAACACUGGACAGAAAAACUGAAAUAUGAUUUUGUCAUCAUCAUCAUCAAGUCUUUCCAGUUUGUUACAUCAUAACACCUAGGAUGUGCAGAGUUAGAAGUGCAUAGAAGAUGAGAUAUGAUUUUAUUAUCGUCUGUCUUUUCAUUUGGCUACCAUCUUUACCUGUAUUCUUUACGAGUGUGUAGAAAUAAUUGAACAGGGACAGACAUCUGUGAUUGAUGAUGAGAGAGAGAGAGUACCUUUAACAUGCCCCUAUACCACUAAGGUUUCGGGCAUGUCUGUCAGGGGCCAGGUCUCUGGAUAGCCAGUGGUCUAGGACAGAAUACUAAUGGACAAUUUAGAAGUUUACACCAAAAAGGGAAUGACGAUGACCCUAUGAAUUUUGAAUGAGACAUUUCGGUUUGAUCUUAAGCAGUUAAAACCUGAUGAAGAGGAGUAGCCAAAGCGUUUUGUCCAGUGAAUUAACAUACAUGGACAAUGCUCUGUCAUAGUUGGUUUAAUUGUUAGUCAAAGUCGUCAUUGCAGAGAAAGUGCAUUUUGUUUUGCUACAUUUCCACAAGCCGUUUUUGAGAUUGUCAUUAUAGAUUAGUGAUGUGGGAGAGAGAUAGGAACUGUGUCAUAGUCAUUUUAAUUGUCGGUCGAAACAAUUAUUUUUGAGACACUUGCUUGAUGUGAUUUUUCACAAGACGUUCUUGAGAUUGUCAUCACAGAUAACAGUAAAGUGUUUCGGUAGAGAUGGGAACUAAUUGUUGCUAGAGGUUGAAUGAAUAAUCAGAAAGUCCUGUCGUCAAUAUUUAACCCAUUCAAGCAAUGCUUUCGAUAGAAUUUGAAGACAGGAAAAAAAGUCUGGUUGCUAAGAUACAUGAGUUAAGUAUGAUGGAGUGUACAUGCAGAAUCAUUUUCAGUAAUAGUAUAUACCCCAGAGUAAUGAGUUCCAGGUGGUCAAGAUUCAACCAUUGCUUAUGGUGGAAUUUACACACAGAAGAAAGCCGUGUCAGCUGCGUUGUUCAUCACUUCAGAUAUGUUUUAUUUCUUGCGACUGUUAGUGACUCGUAACAGUUAUCGGUGUCCAUCAUGUAAAUGUUUAUUGAUUUACUCGACGGUGUCAUCAUAAUCUAUCCUACUGAUCCAUACAUGGGAAGGUUGCAAUUCUUUUCAAAAGCCAGCAUACAAUGUACAUGUACUGGAAUGUGAAAUUUUUGUCAAAACGUUUUUCUUCUUUUUUUCUCAAAAUGAAAUAUUCUUUCAGUGUUUUGAACACAAUUAAAAGUCAUUAUAUAUAUAUAUAUAUAUAUAUUAGAGUUCUGUAUAUAUUGCACAAUGGACACCCCUUACCUGUCUCCAGUAUAUUGUAUAUUUAAAUAUUUACAAACACUCGGCAAAAUUUUGAGAUAUGAAUUUUUUAAAUUAUUUUGUUUACUAGUACACACUGUCAUAUAUUACAAUAUGGUACCACUAAAUGUAAUGCAUUAUAUUGACUUUUUUUAAUGUUAAGAAAUGAAUAAUGUAAUUGUUCUAAUUUAAAUCUUGUAAUCUAACAUAAUAAUCAAACCAAUAUAUUUAAAUAUUCUGUUGAGUUUGGCACAAACCAUACUGGUUUUUUUUUUUUUUUGUUAAUUUUUUUCACAUUAGUUAUAUUAUUGCAUCUCCUUUUUGAUUCUGCUAGACAGUUAACAAUGAUGAAGAUGGAUACAAACAUUACAAGUCUGUUAUAUUAUUUUUCAUCAGUCAUUGUAACAAGUUAACAUGUUUCAGUGUUUUCACAGGGUAGGUAUAGAUCAACUGUGUGUGCAGUUAACUAUAUGAAUUUGUAUAUAUAAUCUAUAUUUGCUGACAGUUUGAAGCUAACACUUAAUCUAACAAUGAAGAGUAUAUAAAUGAAAUAUGAUGACAACUUUUAUUAUUUUGAAUAGUAUAACAUAAAAACGAAUUCUGUUUUAAAACUAAUAAAUUUGUUGCAUAAUUCAGUCUCACAUUGGUCAAGAAUUAACAAGUGCUGUAAGAUGGAAGAUAAGUGUCACAUUCUUCAGAAAGCUGUGUCAAUGGAAAAAUUAAUAAUUUAAUGUCAAGAAAUGAAAGUUGUAAUCCUUGUUCUUGGAUUGUGGACUGGUGAUUUAAGAGCUAUAAAUUUUGUUAAAUAUUUGCUGGUCAGAUAUUAAAUACAUGUGAUUUUUCUUGACAUUUUUUGUGCUCAUAAGCUACAGGUGCUUUCUCACUGUGUAACUUUCUGUAACAAUGGUAGAGACCAAAACAAUAUUAAUAAUAAUUAACAUACAUAUUUUAAAUUGUGAUUUGUUUUUCUUAUUAUUAUUAUUUUUUAAAGAUUAUAUUGUUAUAUUUUAUCUGACAAUAUGUAUAUCAGGCUUCUAUUAAUUGAAAGUUUGCACUUUUGGUUUGCAUCCAUAUACAUCAUGUCCUAAAUUUUAAUUCCCAGAUGAAAAAUGGGCUGUUGCACUGAGAGAAUAAGACUCAUCAUUCUUGUUAUUACAAGUUAGAUAGUGAGAAUGGACCUUAAAGAAAUGCUCUUUAGAACUUGCAUCCAGUGUUUUUUCUUUUUUUUUGUUAGCUAAUUAACACCGACUUUGAUCUCAUUUACUAAAAUACAUGAAUUAAUUUACAGUGUGAAAUGUAAAUUGUAUUACAGUUUGUGAAAUAUAUAUGUAAUUUGUUUUCACUGUUAAAUGUAUGCAUACACUUGUUUUGUCAGUGCAAAAUGUACUUGUAAUUUUUCGCAAAGCAAAAGUAAAACGUAAGUAAUUCAGUGCAAAAUAUGUGUAAUUUGUUUUUUUACAAUGCAAAAUGUACACAUAAAACAAUUCAUAGUGCAAACUGUAUGUAAUUUGUUUUCUCAUGUAUGGAAAAUACUGCAUGCACUUUUUGUAAUUUGUUUUUAGUGCAAAAUAUAUCCGCAAUUUGGUUA
Messenger RNA from Gigantopelta aegis, 9917 nucleotides. Its product is annotated as kinesin-like protein KIF13A. The transcript has 39 exons. Gene Ontology annotation, biological process: cytoskeleton-dependent intracellular transport; mitotic spindle organization; microtubule-based movement. Gene Ontology annotation, molecular function: cell adhesion molecule binding; ATP binding; microtubule motor activity. The record is from RefSeq and is a predicted model, not a curated record. Bases 135 to 6401 code for a protein of 2088 amino acids. Gene Ontology annotation, cellular component: adherens junction; microtubule; kinesin complex. Lineage: Eukaryota; Metazoa; Mollusca; Gastropoda; Neomphalida; Peltospiridae.